AUGGGAAACAUCUGCGGCAAACAAGAGUCGGAAAACUUUCAGAGCCCCGGUCGGCCCCUCAACUCGGCACCGCCGGCGCAGCAAAAGUCGUCGGUCCCCGGCAAGGCAAAGAGCAAGCAGACGUACACACCAGAGUCGCGCGUCGUCGGCACCGACAGCGAGAGCCCCAGUGGCAGCGCAGCGCGGGAUCAGGGCAAUCCGGCGAGCAAAGCGGGCGCUGCCGCUUUGGGACGACUGACCCAGGACGCGGCAAACAAGAAGAAGAGGAGCUCCAAGGGAUUGCAGGCCAAAGUCGACGAGCAGAGGAGCAAGAGCAUAAAGGACAAUCUUGAGGAGAUUUCCAGUCAAAAUGCCCGUCACGCGGCAAUGGAUGCGAAAACAAGACAAGCUCAGGACUAUUCUUGA
Messenger RNA from Akanthomyces muscarius, 405 nucleotides. RefSeq lists its product as uncharacterized. The record is from RefSeq and is a predicted model, not a curated record. Bases 1 to 405 code for a protein of 134 amino acids. The transcript is spliced from 2 exons. NCBI's taxonomy places the organism in Eukaryota, Fungi, Ascomycota, Sordariomycetes, Hypocreales, Cordycipitaceae.